Syzygium oleosum is the source of this 6346-nucleotide messenger RNA. RefSeq names its product calcineurin-binding protein 1. NCBI's taxonomy places the organism in Eukaryota, Viridiplantae, Streptophyta, Magnoliopsida, Myrtales, Myrtaceae. The record is from RefSeq and is a predicted model, not a curated record. Gene Ontology annotation, cellular component: nucleus. The coding region runs from base 232 to 6204 and encodes 1990 amino acids. The transcript has 19 exons. Gene Ontology annotation, biological process: chromatin organization. Gene Ontology annotation, molecular function: nucleosome binding; protein binding.
UCCGGCCCAAAACGGCGCCGAGCUCCGCCGUUCUCCGCCGUUCUAUUCCGACGCGAAAAAGGAAACCUCUCUCCGCUGCCGACCUUCUCGUCCUCGUCCGGCUCACUCAACCAAAAGCCUUAACAGAACCCAAGAACUCACGCCCGCUAACUUGGUUCUGUCGCAGCAACAAGACAGAGUCUAACGCACUCGCGCGGAGAACGCUCAGAGGAAUUGUCGAAAGAGCUCGAGAUGUUCUCGAUCGCUGCUAUCAACGACACGGAUUCCAGGGGGCAAUGGGAGCCUCUGGCGCCCUCCAAGGAAGCCCAGGAAUUCCAUCUUUCGCAAACUUAUCACGAAGGACUCCUCAAGUUACAUGCUAAGGAAUAUGAGAAGGCGUGUGAACUGCUGGAAACUGUCCUCAAGGAUCCCCUCAUAUCAAGUGCUCAAGUAAAUGCUGGUGCUAGUGACGGUCAUCUUUUGCAGCUCAGAUUUUUGGCUCUGAAGAACCUUGCUACAGUCUUCCUUCAACAAGGUUCUGCUUAUUAUGAAAGAGCGUUGCACUGUUAUCUACAAGCUGUAGAAAUUGAUGCCAAAGAUUCUGUUAUCUGGAACCAGCUUGGUACAUUGUCAUGUUCAAUGGGCUUGCUAAGCAUUUCACGUUGGGCGUUUGAGCAAGGGCUUUUGUGCAGUCCCAAUAAUUGGAAUUGCAUGGAGAAGCUACUGGAAGUUCUUAUAGCAAUUGGUGAUGAGGUUGCAUGCCUCUCUGUGGGAGAGAUGAUUUUGAGGCAUUGGCCAUCCCAUUCUCGUGCUUUGCAAGUCAAAAGUGCCAUUGAAGAAACAGAAACGGUCCCAUUUGCUCCUCGUGGUAUUGAUAAGCUGGAGCCUAGACAUGUCCGUCUCAAAUUCCCUGAUAAAAGAAAAGCAGCCGAUGACAAUCCUGAUAUGGGUGCUCCUGUCAAGAGGUUGAAUCAGAAAGUGGAGUUGCUUUUAGUGGAAGCUUCAUGGAGCUCCAUCGUUAGUGGACUUCUGGACAUUUUAGUUCCUUUAAGUGGUUGUGGUUCUGAAAGGGAUGACAAGGAGCUUAGAUCUGGGGAUGUUUGCUUGGAUAUUAAAUUGCCUUCCGUCUUGGAAAAUGGAAUCCUGCCUUUGCACAAUGAAGUGCUUAAUGCUAAUUCAGUUGCUGAAGGUAUGUCUCAGGGUGAUUUUGAUGUGGAAAGAGCAAUUACUUUCAAGGAGAAGGCAGUGAGUAAUUUUGAGGAACAACCUCAAGAAAGAAGGAGUACUCGUCUUGUGAGUCUUAGGAGUCGUAAACCAGGAAAGGAAGGAUCAGACUUUGCUACUAGUAAGAAUCUUGCAGAAGUCAUUAAAUUUUUAGAACCUUUUAUUGUGCGAUCAGAUGAUAAAGGUACUAAUGGCUGUGGUAGCUGUUCUACAGUAUGUCAUGAGUCUGCCACCUCAGUGGAGUCGGAGUUCUAUGAUGUUACAAGAUUUGUGAAAGAAACUUCAAAAAAUUAUGGGGCUUACCAUGUAUCUCACUUGCUAUUGGAAGCGGCUGCAACUAGAAGUCUGACAUACCAGGAUCCAUGUAUUAAAUUCUUAGAGUUGGAGAAGUUGACAAGACACUGGGGCCGGGACAGGACCCUGGAAUGUAAUGUUUUUCUUGCCGAACUUUACUAUGACAUUGGUUUAACUUCUUCUGGGGAGUCUGGGCUUUCUGAUUUUGUCUCCGAUGCUUCUUAUCAACUCUGUAAGAUAAUCGAGCAGGUGGCUUUGGAAUAUCCUUCAAAUUCAUGUAGUGCAUCACGAGAUAAGAGUUUUUCUUUAGCCGAAAAGUUUCAAGUUUCUGACCUCUUAUCUUCUGAUGCGUCUCCGUAUCAGGAUAUAGUACCAUUUUGUCCACCAGUAGAGAAUAACAUUCCUUUUUGGAUUCGGUUCUUCUGGUUAAGUGGACGGGUGUCUCUCUUGGAAGGCAACAAGGCUAAAGCUCUUGAAGAAUUUUCCAUGUCCUUGUCACUUUUAUUAAGGAAAGAUAGUAAUAUUGGUCAGUCAUCUGUCCGUUUGCCGCACUGCAAGACUAUCAAAGAGCUAACAGUUGAUAGGCUUGUUUAUGAGAUUAACAUGCUAAAGGUUGAUCUGUUGCUAGAGAAAGUAAUGGAAGAUAUGACUGAAAAAGAACUAUAUUUUGACUGCAUUAACCAGCUUGCUCCACUUGUUUUCUGUACGGUGGAUGUUCACAUUGACCUGGGACCCUUGUCAGUCACUAAUGGCGAAAAUGGUGAGGGGAUGACCUAUAUUGAGCUACGGGCCCUAGACACAUUGAUUAAGGCUGGUGAGAGCACAAAACCAAUGGAUAUAGAGGUCAUUUUGAAAUCUCAUCAGCGGAAGCUGCAGAUACUAGUGGUAGCAGCUGGUGUCGAUGACUUUCAUUUGUCAAGUAAACUCUUCCAGAGAAAAUCAGGGUCCCUUCAAAUAUCGUCAUCUGAAACAGAGUCAAAAGAAAGUUUUACCAAGCACUGGAAUUGCUUGGUUGUUGAAGAAAUAAAGGCAAUUUCACAAUGUGUGUCAAAAGCCAAGGAAUUCAUUGAUCAAGAUGGAGACUGUGACGGUGUUGCCAUUCUAAAGAGCAGCAUUCGAGAUAUUCAGUAUUUGCUGCUGGCAGCUAUGUGCAAUGUUGCAAGAACACUUUCCUGUAGGACAUUUUCUGGGUCUGGGACUGUUGAUCAGACUGAACAAAAGCAAAGAAGCGCCUUUCUUGAUGCAGCCAUUACGUUCUGCAAAUUACAACACCUGGAUGGUAGUGCAGAUGUUAAAACACAAGUUGAUUUGAUCGUGGCAAUACAUGAUUUGCUGGCUGAAUAUGGGAUCUGCUGUGCGGGAGAGGGUGGCGAAGGCGAGGAAGGGACAUUUCUUAAAUUCGCAAUAAAGCAUCUGUUGGCCUUGGAUAUGAAGCUUAAAUCCUGUUUUCACUCUUCAAAUGGGGAAGAUACUCAACAAAAUAUGCAGCUGUCUGAAGAUAGUUGCCGACAAACAGAUGGAAUAGAUCUGGAAAUUGCAUGUGAGGAAGUCGGUGAAACUAGUUUUUGGGAAAAGGAUCUUUCUAAGGGGGUAAAUUCCGACAGCAUUUCGUCCCUUGAUGAUAAAAGUCAGGAGGUCGAACACCAAAAGGUAUGCAGCAAUGCUUGUGAUCAGAAUACUGAAGGAGGGGAGCACCAAUCAAGGGAAUGUCAGGAUGAACUAAGCGAGGAAGAAAGAGAAGAACUUGAGUUGAAAAUUGAUCAGGCAUUGGAUCAGUGUUUCUUCUGCUUAUAUGGUCUAAAUCUUAGAUCUGACUCAAGCUAUGAAGAUGAGUUAGCCACGCACAAAAAUACUAGUCGCGGAGAAUAUCAGACCAAAGAGCAGUGCGCUGAUGUUUUCCAGUAUAUUCUACCUUCUGCUAGGGUGUCAUCUAAAACUGGAUUAGUCAAGCUUCGCAGAGUCUUAAGAGCUAUACGCAAACACUUUCCACAACCUCCAGGAAAUGUGUUGGAUGGAAAUCCGAUUGAUAGAUUUCUGGAUGAUCCUGAUUUAUGUGAAGAUAAACUCUCAGAAGAAGCUGGAUCUGAUGGGUUCCUUGAAACCAUGACAAAGAUGAUAUUUUCUACCACGGGAAGCCUCAAGCAGUACAAGAAAUCAGUAGUAGGAAGCUCUGAACCAUAUCUUGAUGUUUAUCGGAAUUUGUACUUUUUCCUGGCUCAAUCCGAGGAAAUGAGUGCAUCUGAUAAGUGGCCUGGCUUUGUUCUUACAAAGGAAGGUGAAGAAUUUGUACAGCAAAAUGCGAACCUUUUUAAGUUUGAUUUGUUAUACAACUCUUUACGCUUCGAGAGUUGGCAACGACUUGCAAAUAUCUAUGAUGAGGAGGUAGAUUUGUUGUUAAAUGAUGGCAGUAAGCAUAUAAAUGUUUUGGGAUGGAGGAAAAAUGCUGCUUUAUCACAAAGAGUAGAAACAAGUCGGAGAAGAAGUAGGCGGUGCCUUCUAAUGAGUUUGGCUCUAGCAAAAACACCAGAUCAGCAGUGUGAGAUUCAUGAAUUAUUGGCACUAGUAUACUAUGAUAGCCUUCAGAACGUGGUCCCUUUGUUCGACCAGCGAUCUGUUCUACCCACAAAGGAUGCAGCAUGGACAAAAUUUUGCGAGAAUUCAAUGGAACAUUUUAGGAAAGCAUUUGCGAAUAAACAGGAUUGGUCUCAUGCAUUCUACAUGGGGAAACUCUGUGAAAAGCUUGGAUAUGCGCCUGAGAGGUCAUUAUCAUAUUAUGAUAAGGCUAUUGCUUUGAAUCCCUCAGCAGUUGAUCCUGUAUACAGGAUGCAUGCUUCACGGUUAAAGUUGCUUUGUAAACAUGGACACCAGAAUUUGGAGUAUUUAAAGGUUAUUUCAUCGUAUUCCUUCAAUCAGUCAACAAGGAAUGAAGUAACAGAUAUUCUUGGGAAAGUUGGUCCUGAAGUAUACAAUCCUCUGGUAAAUAUUAUAGGGAUCGGUUGUCAAAUAAAUCCAGAGAGGAAGCCUGAGGAAUUGCGCCAGAUGGAAGAUGCUUGGAACAUGCUUUACAGUGAUUGUCUCUCCGCCCUUGAAACCUGUAUUGAGGGGGAUCUUAAACAUUUUCAUAAGGCCAGAUAUAUGCUUGCUCAAGGGUUAUACGGAAGAGGCAAAAGUGGUGAUCUGGCAAGGGCAAAAGAUGAGCUGUCCUUUUGUUUUAAGUCAUCUCGCUCUGCAUUUACAUUUAACAUGUGGGAGAUUGAUGGGAUGGUUAAAAAAGGAAGACGCAGAACCCCUGGCAUUACUGCAAACAAGAAAUCCCUUGAGGUUAAUUUACCAGAAAGCUCGAGAAAGUUCAUUACGUGCAUCCGGAAAUAUUUGCUGUUUUAUCUGAAGCUAUUGGAGGAGGCUAGAGAUAUCUGUACGCUUGACAAGGCUUUUAUAUCUAUUAGAGCUGAUAAAAGGUUCUGCUUAUGCAUUGAGGAUUUAGUUCCAGUUGCACUUGGAAGGUAUAUUAAGGCCAUAAUAGCAUCAAGGCUCCAGGCUGACAUUCUCAACUCAGGGACCAACACUACUGAGCAUCUUCUGGAAAAGCUGUUUGGUUUGUUCAUGGAGCAGGGGAAUCUAUGGCCCGAUGUUUGCAGUUUGCCUGAAUUGAAAGGCUCAGAAGUGUCGGAAGGCAGUCUAUAUGGGUAUCUCCACCAAUAUAUAAAUUCACUUGAGAGAAAUGGCAAGCUUGAAACUAUCGAAGCUAUCAAUGAGAAGGUUCGGAAGCGUUUUAAAAAUCCAAAGUUAUCAAACAGUAAUUGUGCAAAAGUCUGCAGGCAUGCUUCUAUCGCUUGGUGUCGAUCUCUUAUCAUUGGUUUGGCAUUGAUCACACCUUUAGAACCUGGAAUUUCAUCUGAUAUCCAGGAUCUUCAUCAGACAGAUAAUGGGCUAGAAAACAGACAGUUCCUUUGUGUAGAUCUACAGACAAGUGAAUUGUGGAAUCCUUCAUUUGAGGACGCAAGCCAAUUGAAACAUCUGGAGAUAAGAUGGGGCCCGGUUUUGUCUAAGGUUAAGAAUACUAUAGUAAAGAAAGCCUCAGAUGGAAAUCUCGAAACUGCAAGAGAUCUUCUUAGAUGCUCAUACAACUUCUACCGGGAAAGCUCCUCCAUAACGCUGCCAUCUGUUGUGAAUCUUUAUCUAGUGCCAUAUCAGUUGAUACGGGGAAUACAAUCUCAAACAGCAACGGAAGGGGUUGAAAUUCUUGAUGUUAGCAUUCCCAGAAAGCUUCUUUUGUGGGCCUACACACUGUUGCAAGGCCGUUAUGCCAGUGUUUCAGCUGUUGUAAAGUACUGUGAAGAAAAUGUUAAGCCGAAGAUGAAAAAAACAGUCGGGCCCUCUUCAACAGCAUCACCUGCAACUGUACCUAACACCAGCCCUGCAUGCCCUGGUGGUGCUAAAGAUGGAUUGAACUCAAACCCUUGUCCAGCAGGCAGCGAAGCGGGAGCUCCUGCUUCAGCAAGCGCGAGUACAGCUGCUGAAGAAAGGAGUGCCGUGCUAUCCCACGAAGAAGAUCGAGACAGAAAUAGUGCAAAUCUACAGGUUUGUCCUAAAGAGAGUAAAAAGAGUUUACUUGUCGCUCCCCAACUGCAGCAAUGUCAGAAUAGCAUGCUUGCAGACAAGGGUGCUUCCAAAGCACAUGAAGGAGAAGGUCCCAAUGAUGGCUGACUUUUAGCAUCAUACUGCUGUACGAUCUUGUGUUGAACAAGGUUGUUUGCAUGUAUUGAUGCCUUCUUUGCUGUCCUUUAUUUUUCCUUUUUCUUUUGUAUAUUUCUAGGCAAUCUUUAAUCUCUCUUGGUCUUUCCUUGUA